Chaetomium globosum CBS 148.51 is the source of this 2757-nucleotide messenger RNA. RefSeq lists its product as uncharacterized. The record is from RefSeq and is a predicted model, not a curated record. Bases 1 to 2757 code for a protein of 918 amino acids. Lineage: Eukaryota; Fungi; Ascomycota; Sordariomycetes; Sordariales; Chaetomiaceae. The transcript is spliced from 6 exons.
AUGCCGGAACUUUUGUUCAUAAACAAGAGCCCGUCAUCCAACAUCCUGACGCGUAGCAAGGCGGGCGAGAGAUCCCGUAUCCUCUCGCACGUGCAAAACCGCCGGCGGAGAGAUGAAGCCCGCAAGAAGCUGGGGGCACGGAUGGCUCGGCCUAGUCAGCCAACGCCUUUGUCCUUUGCUAUAGCCUCCUCCAAGUUUUGGCUCCCCAGCCGAACCCAACAACCCAGCAGCGACGAUGAUGACAUGGCAAAGUCUGAGUCCGGGCGGAAUGGCAGAGGGCCCGGGGUCAGCGACCGAAACACGACGUCCCUCGUGUUAUUCUACCCAACCGACAACAGUAGCGACCCUUUCUACAGCACCGUAGCUGGCCGUGACGCCGGAUCGCACGCUAUGCUCCAGCUAUCCUUUGGCGAAGGCGUCAAGGUGACCUUCCUCGCCGAAGCCUUCGCACCAACCAACAUGUUUCCCCCUUCAACCUCCAUGCGACACGACGUUGUCAUCCAACACCGCCUCCAACGCUGCAUUGAAGAUGAUCUCCUCAUGUACGCCACCCUAGCAUACGGCUCGAGCUGCGCGGCAUGGAUGUUUGGCAUCCUCGACGACGAACGACCCCCUGAAUACUUUAUCGACAAAGCCGUCCGCCAAGCCCAAGUCCGGCUGGCGAGCCUCCAGGGCGAUACAAAAGCCGGUCGUAUGAUCGAUAAGCAGUGGUUCGCGCUGUCCAUCUACGCGCUCGCCAUCACCGAGAUCUGGAACCACAUGCCUGAGCUGUGGGCGAGGUGUCCACAGCGGCAGGCCCUGGCCAUGAGAAUUAGCAACCCCAGCCAGAAUACAUCACGCACCCACCUCCGUGCGCUGGUGCAUUUCGUUCAAGAAGCAGGCGGGUGGGGUGUGUUUGACCCAUACGUCCUCGAAAGCUCGUUGCUAGCCGACAAAUACCUUGCCCUGUGGGAGAUGGCGCCGCCCAUCAUCCCCCUGACAUUUGAUCCGGGUCCGCCUCCCGAGACAGUAGGGAAAGCCCUCACGCGGCUGCAUGCGGAUAAUGAUGGUGCGCUGAACCGUCUGGGACAGAGCUUUCUCAACCAUCCAUAUCUUGACGCCGACCUCCGCGUUAUUCUCGCCGAUGUUGCCGACUACGUGCGCAUCGCCCGGGGUGCGUGGGCCGAGCCUUCCGUGAUAUCAUCGUUGCAGUCGUGGUUGUUUCUGCGGUUACAGGCGUUGUUCUACCGGCUGUUGCUGCUUGAUAACCUGCCUCCCGUUGACGAGGUCGUGCGGCUGACGGCUUUGACGUUCCUGCUUGCCACGACACAGUAUCAUGGUGCUCGCCUGUCGGCAGAGUCACAGCCGUGGCGGAUACGGGCGGCCAUGUUGAGUGCUAGAUAUUGGGAUAAUGACGAGUUUACGGAUGGGCUACGGUUUUGGUGUCUUGUCACUGCUGCCAUGUCGGCUAGGGAACCAAAUAAGGAAUGGUUUCUCAGCCGGAUUGUUGAGUUGGUGGAUGAAGAUAAUGGGUUGCGCUUCAAUGACGGGGAAGAAACAGUCGCCAAAGAAAAUCCUUGCUUUCCAGGCUCAGGAUUCAAGGCUCUGUCCCUAGGCAAUGCCAACAGGAGUGACCGUGCCCGCUGCGCGCGGGCACGCCAAAGGAGCCUGGAGGAACUUGCCGGCUGCAGUCGCGCCCUCUUUUUUCCCGCUGUAGACCUCUUGCUUCUGAUUGGCUCGGGAGAGGGUUAUCGCCCGUUUGGCGGGAUCCCAAUGGUCCUGUUCUUCGGGGACUUCUUCCAGUUCGACCCCGUCCUGCAGACCAGCCUCCUCUUGCCGGCGCCCAGGGACCGUGGCGGACAGAGACCGGAAAGCUUGGCGAAGCAUCUCGCAGCGCACAGGCUGUUCCUCCAGUUCACAACCGUUGUCAUCCUCCAGGAGCAGUGCAAGGCGUCCUUCGUAGACGGUCUGAGAGCCAUCACGCCCCUGAACCAAUACCGGUGGGACCUGAACAGGGCAGCCGUCGUCCAGUGGGCCCGUGCCUACGGCAAACACAUCUCCAUCUUUGUAGCCAAGCAUGACACCGAAUCGGCGAAGCGGCUGCGCGUCGAAGAGCUGGGCGACGUGCUCCGCCACGGAGACAACUCGCAGCUGCCAACCCCCGGCCUGUUCUUCUACGCGCAGGGGAUGCCGGUCGUGGUGACUCGGAACCAGUUUGUCGGGCUGAAGGCAGUCAACGGGGCGCCUUUCAAGGCCGUCGACAUCUUUCCCGACCUCGCCGCCGGCACCAUCGCGCUCGCCAGCGAUGUGACUCUUCAUCUUGGACCGCCGGUGGCCGUCCUCCUUCAAACAGGACCUCUUUGCACCCCGGCCUUCGCUAUGACAGAUCAGAAGAGCCAGGGCAAGCAGUUCUCCAACGUACUCGUCAACCUCAAAGGCGUCCACUCGAGUGGCACGGCGACGCGGCCCAGCUUCAUGAGCCUGUACGUGCAGCUGUCGAGGGCGCAGAGCUGGGACGGGCUGCAUCUGUUUCGGAAGCCGGCGCGCAGUGACUUCAUCGAGCCCAAGAACGUGCUUGAUAAAGACAUGAGGGACGCCAUCCUCAAGCUAGAACGACAGGGUGAGGAGACCAGACGGCGGUUCGAGCAAGACCACAGGCACGAGCCGUGGUUUCAAGAAUGGGCUGCCAUGCCUGAAUCUGGCCAGGGUACUGAAACCGAUGACGUAGAGGACGCGGCGCUCUGGCGAGACCCUGGGGUUUCCGAGCUCAGAUCGUAG